AUGCCGACUGUAAAUGGUGACGUACCCCAUAUGACGGAUGGUGCUUCUCCAAACGGCCCCCCGAAGCGGAAGCAUGAGCCAGCAGUCGAGCAAACGGUUAAGCCCGAUACUCCCACCCGCGACUCUAAAUCACUGAACAGUGAAACGGUAGAAGAUCUACUUACCUCGUCGCUCAAAGAUGUCCUUGAAGUUGUCAGAAAAUAUGACGAUGUACUCAAAAUGUUGGAUUAUCCCUUACCUCCAAACACUGACUCCGAACCCGACAAUAAACGAACUAAAUUAUCAGAGCAAGAGACAAAAACUUCGAUAUCAUCAAAGGUUGCUUCGGGAGAAUACAGGCGUCUUCAAGACUUCAACAACGACAUUGAGUUGGUAACGACCUUGGUCAGCAGCAAUGACACGCAGUCUCAGAGCCGACCGCAGCACCUCAAGAGCCUCAGUCCGGAUGAGAUAUCUGCAAAAGCCAACUUGUUCAAUAGACAACUCAAUGAUCUUUUACAAAGGAGCAAUCAGCUUCGCCCCUUACUUGAUAAUUCCGAAACAGAGCAAGCUGAAGAAGGCUCGUCGUUUUUAGACUCAAUGUCUGUACCUACUCGUGACGAUCUGCCAAUUCUUACUGUUACUGUUGGCAAUCCCUCGAGGACUUAUUUUUCAAGCUUCCCACUGAUCGAGUCGCCAAGCGGCCCUCUUCCAGCGACAAGACGCACUCCAGGAAACGAACAGCCCCCAGUCGACGAAUCUCUUCUUCCCGAAAAUAUAAAAGUCUCCAAAGUCGUGCCAUUCAACUCAACGAAUUUCCAGGGCCCGAGAGGCCGGAUAAGGACAUUUGGCGAAGUUUUUGGCCCUCCUGCCAACCUUCCCCAGCUGAAAAGACCAUGCAGAAGUCAGCCUCCAAAAAAAUCCGAUAAUGUGAUAGGCUGGCUCAAACCCGUGGACGUUUUAGCUGCUGCCAGUACGACACCAUCCGGACACAAGCUAUAUAAUAACAAUGCAUUGUCAGUUGGAGACUGGCUUAACUAUGGCAAGGCAUUCCGAAUCAACGUUGCCGCAAGCGCCAAUUCUCAUGAAAUAUCCCAGAUGGAGGAGGAAGACGUGGGAAACCUCAUGUCAGCUUGCUCUUCCUUUGCGCCUAGCUACGACAGUGGCGGUGCCGUUGUAGAUAAGGACUCUCACAAUAUGGUGUUUUGGGAUCGAUAUUGGAGCGGGGACUUUCAUCAGCUAUAUUCAAAAUGGCAUCAAGACCAGCUAGAGCCGGUAAGAAUGCUUUUCGAAAAUACUAUAUUAGAGCCUGAACCUCUUGACGAUGCUGGUCUACAAGAAGCUGUAGAAUCUUUCAAACCAAGUGGAACUAUUGAAGAAUUUGAGAAGAGCUUAAAGGCCUCGGCUACAGAAACUGGCGAAGCAGAAGUCGAACAAAUGCUGGAAGAAAUAUCGGGGCUGCUACAGACCUUACAGUCUUAUCGACGGCUACGUGUCCUCCAACCCGUGCCUGGACAACUCUCAAACGUCAGCUCAAGUGCUUCCAAUCAGUCAUCGGAUACUCCGUCAGACCAGGAGAGGGCUUUAUACGAUGUAUUAAAACAGAGUCUGAGCUCUAUGAUAGCAAUGCUUCCACCUUAUGCGGUUGCUAAACUCAAUGGCGAUCAGCUAGCUGAGUUAAACAUAAGCACGACAAUUAAACGAGACGGGCUCGAUUUUGCUGGUACGAUGGAUGAAGAUGAGUGGACUGUGCGACAGAAACAGGCCUCGAGACCCGCCCUGCCCGUCAACCGCUCACCGGUCCCAACUCAUCCGCCCAGAGGCCCCAUUUUCCCAUCACCACAGCAUCCGAACAUCGCCCCACAUCAACGAUAUCAACCUCCUCCUCCCCGUACUAGGAAUGCCACGACAAACUUCCACAAUGCACAAGCUUAUGGUGCUAGGCCGCCACUUCCAGGAGGACAAUACCAACCUGGGCACCCACCGCAUGCCUAUUCCCCGUCACCGCAGCCUUCUCAACGGUUUGUACAGCCUCAAUAUCAACAACCCACGCCUGCGGCCCAAUAUACCCGAACUGGAAUGCUCCAGCAAUUCCAACGACCUAGCCCAGGCAACCCCGUUUCGUACGGCGGUCAGCGCAACUUUUCUCCCUCCCAACCCUCCCAACAAUCGCCGUAUCCUCGGCCCGUUCCCCCCGCAAGCUAUCCUCCAAGGCCGAAUGCCUCAUCGCCGCCUCACCGGCCCACCACUUUUAGCCAACCGCCACAACGGCAGCCGUACUUGAACUCCGCGUCCGUCGGCACCCAGCCGCGAUAUUUCCAGCAACAAGCUCAGCCCCCAGCGCAUUACGCUAAUUAUCCCUCAAAUCAAUCCACGCCUACUCCAGCGGGGUACCCGCCGGGCGCAGCUGGAAUGCCUUUCCCUCGCGGCUCUGCUGACCAAGCUAAUAUGCCUCUGGACCGCACCAGGACGCCAACGAUGGAAGCCCAGCGCCGUGUUCUCGGCCUUAGUCAGCAGCACCAACAGACUGUACAUCAAGACAAUACACAGGGAAAUCCUCCUGCUACACAGCCCCAACUUACACCAAGGCCUUAA
This is a messenger RNA of Ophidiomyces ophidiicola, 2574 nucleotides long. RefSeq lists its product as uncharacterized. Bases 1 to 2574 code for a protein of 857 amino acids. The record is from RefSeq and is a predicted model, not a curated record. NCBI's taxonomy places the organism in Eukaryota, Fungi, Ascomycota, Eurotiomycetes, Onygenales, Onygenaceae. The transcript is spliced from 2 exons.